AAGUUCUAAACGAAUCUUAGUGUAUUUUCCUUUAUUGACAUUUAAAACAUGAACAAUAUUCUUUUCUUACUGUGAGAGCCAUAAGCACCAAGGCCAACAGCUGCUGCUCCACUUAAAGCAGCAAGCUUUACGUAAGGUCCUGCAGCUGCUGCUAACUUCCAUAAAGGUAUCGGUGGUGACAUUUUUUCUAUUACUUUCUGGGCAGGUAUUAUAGCACUCAAUAUCUAUACAAAUGUUUAUUUUUCACUUAAAUAGAUGCAUUGAUAUUGCAAUGUAUUUAGAAGAUGUGCCAAGGUUGUAUUGCAAAAAUCGGACUACGUCACUGAGUACAAUAAUUUUAAUUAUGCAUAACUAAAAGAAUAUACUAGGAUUUAUAUUUUUCUAACAAUUAUUUUCAAGUAUUUCGAUAAAGUAUUGGAAAAAUAGAAUUAUAGUAGAUGAUCUAUGAAUAAGAACCGGUUCCAGUACGUAUGUCCUACUUAAGAGGCGAUCGACAUAGCGGGGGUAAUUACAACGGUACUUUCGUUGACUACGACUUAGCGUUUUAAACACAACUACUCUGCACUCAGUCGCAGGUGCAUCGACAAAUGAUACUAGAAUUGUAUGUUCUAUCAUGUCCGAUGAGAAGAAACAGAAAAAAGAAGAUAAAAAAGUGGAUGCCGAUCAUAUAGUCUACACCCAAAUUAUGAGUUUGAAAGUAAAAACGCUGCUGAAAAUCUUUCUAUACUCUAUAGUAGGUCCAAUAAUUUUAUAUUGUCUCUUUUUCGCCUUUCUACAUUAUCAGGAAAGCUUAAUAACAAUACAGACGAAAAUAAUAAAGAUAGAAGAAAAGAGACCAAUAUACAGGAUAUACACAAGAAACAAGGACACUGGAUACUUGAAGCAUGUUUUCAUUGUACUAGACCGGUUGGGUUUUAAACGAACCGACAAUGAUUCAAACUGGGACUUACUAUGGGCCCAUGACUAUCCAUUCAGAAUUUUAUCGUCCAACUUAAGCAAAUUAGAAGACCAUCAACGUGUUAAUCAUUUUCCCGGUUGUGGAUACAUUACAAACAAGGUAGAUUUGUCUACAACAGAAGGUCGGCACAUCCUUCCAGCGUUUAAGCUACCGGAACAGCGGGAUGAGUUUUUAAAAUAUGCUAAUGAGCAUCCUGAGAAAACUUUUGUGGAGAAAUCUAAUGAUCAUCGCGGCAUAAGAGUGAAAAAUACAAGCGACAUAAACUUGACAGUAACUGGAUCAUUCGUACAAGAAUUUAUACAGCAACCAUUUCUUGUUGAUGGUUACAAGUUUGAUAUUGGAGUGUAUACUGUAAUUACUUCAAUUGAUCCCCUUAGAGUAUAUGCGUACAAAGGUGACGUUCUAUUUAGGUUCUGCCCUAUCAAGUAUUAUCCAUUUGAUCCAGAAGUAUUAGACAAGUAUGUAGUUGGGGAUGAUUAUUUGCCAAUAUGGAAUGUUCCUUCUUUGAAACAAUAUUACACUAAGUUAGGAUUUUCAAUGAAGGAAUCAUUCGAUGCUUAUGUAAGAUCACAGGGGUACGACCCGCAGAAAGUAUGGAAUGGUGUACACGAAGCGAUAAAAGAAAUAAUCUUGUCAAAGGAAAGUUAUAUCAAGGAAGCUAUGAAAUAUUAUGGAAACGGAAGAAAUUUCUUUGAACUGGUUAGAUUCGAUUUUGCUCUUGAUGAAAAUCUGAAUGUGUACACCAUGGAAGCCAAUAUGUCACCGAACUUAUCUUCUGCCCAUUAUCCACCGAAUCAGUUGCUUUAUGAGCAAGUUGUGUAUAAUAUGUUUGCUUUAGUAGGUGUGGGGCAAAGAGUCAAGAAAGAUUCUCUAAAGAUAAGUAAGAUGGAGGAUGAAAUGAUGGUAGCCGAUAAAAACUUAGUAGUUCUCCCAAAACUUUGUGCAGAAUGUAAUGAUUGUUUCCGUGUAGAAUGUCAACUUUGUAGACCAUGUUUUACAACUGAAACUAAACUCAUCUUGUCUCAAAGCUAUCUUGAACAUCAAAAUAAAAUGGACUUUCAGAGAGUUUUUCCUCCACCAAUAACGAAAGGUAUGGUGUUAAAGGAUUACACAUUAAGAAAUCAAUUAUUAGUUAGGUGGUAUCAAGGAAAAUGCGAGAUAGACCACUCAUGGUGUUCAUAAGUACUUCUAAGCUAGAACAUAUUUAUAUCAAUUUAUUAUAAAUGUUUUUAAAUACUUAUAAAUAUGAAAUAAAUUUAUAUAUUAGGUACAUUUAGUGAUAUGAUAACAUAUAUUAAUAUACAUUCCUGGCAGUGUACAUCAACUUAUAUGUUACAUAUUUUUAUGCGCAGAAUAUUUUAUUAAAAAAGAAGUUUUUCUCGUUUUAUUUAUUAUUUAUGUGUCACACUAUUUAUUAUGCAUCAAAAUAAAAAUUAUAAUUCUU
Molecule: messenger RNA, 2402 nt
Organism: Nomia melanderi (Alkali bee)
Lineage: Eukaryota; Metazoa; Arthropoda; Insecta; Hymenoptera; Halictidae
Source: RefSeq, a predicted model, not a curated record